Suillus subaureus is the source of this 1709-nucleotide messenger RNA. RefSeq lists its product as uncharacterized. Lineage: Eukaryota; Fungi; Basidiomycota; Agaricomycetes; Boletales; Suillaceae. Bases 1 to 1371 code for a protein of 456 amino acids. The transcript has 6 exons. The record is from RefSeq and is a predicted model, not a curated record.
AUGUCCUACCCUUAUUACCAGUCAACUCUAGAUGGAUGGGGAAGUAACCAAUGGUCGAGCGUAGGGGGUGGAUAUGAUUAUUUCAGAGCCCACGCACCACAUAUGGAUCCUGCGAUCUUCAAUCAGGUCUAUGGUAAAAUCUUUAGUGCAGAUACGGCUCCCGUGGGUGUAGGUAUCAAUGAGGCUCGCAUAUGGCACCGACGUGGAUAUGGUGGUAUUUGUGCAAUCAAUGCGCUGACUCCCCAGGAAAUCGGAUAUGCCUCAGCAUACGAAGCAUACCGAUUCUGGAUCCAUAAUAUCGCGCUUUAUGAGCUUUUCGGCGCAGAAAUUGAGCGCCAGAGAGAAUCAUUCACAGGACUUGCCAUUGCAGAAGCCAUCAAGAUGUACAUGAUCUCAAGCCCGGCUGAUGUGGACGGUUGUAUACCAGCCUGCGAAGCCGCAGCAGUGACUGCAUUGCAUAUAUUCGAUGAAAACUUGUCGAGUUUCGCCGGAGGGGAUAUGAGUGCUGGGACGGGGUACGAUACCGGAAUGGAUGUUGGCACAUAUGGUUCGGGAUUCGGAACGCCCGGGAUGGCAGGUUCUGGCAUGGCUAGUGUAAUCGACCCACAUGCCAUUGACUAUGAAGCACCAUAUUUCCGCCAGAGGACUGGGAGACACAGGCGGCUCUCGAUGCCAGCCCCAUAUGGCGCUACAGGAGUAUAUACUAAUAGCCCCAGAGCAGGAUCGGUUAUAGGUGGGAUUGGGGGCUCGCCUUACUUGGGUACUUCACCUGGCAUGGGCAUGGGGGCGAACCCUGCAAUUUAUGGUGGUGGGAGCCCCCCAGUUGGCGGAAAUGGAAUGGGACUUUCAAGGAUGCACGGAAGUGUUUACCCUGCAUAUGGUGCUGGGUCUUCUGUAUAUGGAGGCGCAUCUCCGGUACAUGCGCCACCCAUUUACCGCGCGCCUUCGCCAUACAACAACACCCCAAACGUCACAACGGUAUCCGCCUAUCCAGGCACGACGACUGUUAUUCAGUUACCCCGAAGACACCACCGGUCAUCUAGUAGACAUCAUAAACACCAUAGCAGGCGCGCGCGGAGUGCCGAGCCCGAUAUGAUUACAUACACCAACACGAUGGGCAGUCCUAAUGUUAGGGGUGCAGCCGUUGGUGCCGCGAGGGCAGUAGGCGGCGCCGUGGGCGGAAUCGCUGGAGGAGCAGCAGGCUUUGUUGGAGGCGCAGUAGGAGGGCUAGCACGAGGUGCGGUGGGCGGAUUUACAAGAGGUUCUUCAAUCGGCGCGUCUGGUCCCAUGAGGGGUGGUGUGGGUGGUUCCUAUGGCAGUCCCAACAAGGGCUACGGUUACCCGGGACACAAAAGCAUAUAUCGAUACUAACACGCAUCAGGCUAUGGUAUUGUACAUACUGUAACAUUCACGAUAGUGUAUAUACUUGGAAUCAAUAUAUCUCGAUACAUGGCACUUAACCACGACAUCUGUUUUCGUUCAUUUACGAAAAUACACAUCGUCCGACCAACUGGACCACUUCUCAGCAGCUUCAAGCAAUAAUUCCCCCUUCUGUCUCGCAGAUUCCAAGGCGACCCUAUGCAAAGGGAGGCGUACUGGGGGUUCAUCCAAACGAGACAACCUGUAGGCCACUUCUGCAAACUUGGCUGGAUCGCCAUCAAAAUGUGUCUGCUCGAUAUCAGGAUAGAGAGCUCGGUAUUUGCGCGUAG